Messenger RNA from Sclerotinia borealis F-4128, 816 nucleotides. The record is from the annotation of a GenBank genome assembly. Lineage: Eukaryota; Fungi; Ascomycota; Leotiomycetes; Helotiales; Sclerotiniaceae.
AUGGCCGAAGCGAUAGCUAACCCAGAUGUGCCUUCGAACAAGAAGGCCUUUGUUCCCUUAGGUACACCAACCCUUUUCCCUUUUCCCUCCCCAUUCCCCAGCGCUAACCCCUCCCCAGAAAACAACCCCGAAGUAAUGUCCUCUCUCCUCCACAAACUCGGUCUAUCCACCACCCUCUCUUUCCACGACGUAUUCUCCAUCGAAGACCCCUCUCUCCUCUCCUUUAUUCCCCGUCCCGCUCUCGCUCUCUUACUAGUAUUCCCCGUUUCGAAAAGCUACGAACAAUUUCGCAUGACUGAGGAUAAGGAACGAGAGGACUAUACAGGUAAAGGAGAGGAAGAACCAGUCGUUUGGUAUAAACAAACUAUUAGGAAUGCAUGUGGUUUGAUUGGAUUAUUGCAUGCUGUUAGUAAUGGUGCUGCGAGAGGUUUUGUUGAACAAGAUACCGAUCUCGACAAGCUAAUCAAAUCUGCGGUUCCACUCGCUGCCGUUGAUCGCGCUGACCUUCUCUACAAUUCCCAAGCCCUUGAAUCUGCCCAUCAAAGCGCCGCAACACAGGGCCAGUCCUCUACCCCCAAUGCCGAAGAUCACAUUGAUUUACACUAUGUAUGUUUUGUGAAAGAUGAGAAGAACAAUCUAUGGGAGAUGGAUGGGAGGAGGAGAGGUCCACUUGAGUUGGGGGCACUGGGAGCAGAUGAAGAUGUUCUGAGUGAGAAGGCUUUAGAUUGGGGAGUGAGGAAGUUUUUGAAGAGAGAAGAAGAGAAUGGUGCGGAGUUGAGGUUCAGUUUGAUUGCACUGGCGCCAAGUCUUGAUUAA